GUUCUGACUUGCUGUUUUGAACGAGCAACUGGAAGAAGAACGCUGUUCGGGAUGAUUUCUCUACUGCUUCUUUUUCUCCUGGCUUUUUCAGCGAGUGCUAGGCCCAGCCGCAAGGUCCCAUUCACGGUCGUUGAAACCACGCCCACAGCAGAGCAUCGCCAGCAGCAACAGCCAAUCAUCAAGCGAGCUUCAGAUGUGCGAAAGGGCCAGCCGCAUCGCGCCUUCGAUGCGCCCCUUGUUCUCGUCAACGGCACCGAUACGACGGCAGACCGAAUCUGCUUGAUACUGCACAGCAUGGGCGAGCAGGCGCGCAGAGGCCUGAUGCAACAGCUAACACGGGCCACAUACGCAGCGCCGCGGAGCCGUGAAGAGGACGAGUUCGCGGGGCAGAUCCAAGAGCAGUGGGACGUUUUUGUCGCAAAGGUCAAGCAAGUGGCACGCAGCACGUGGGAGAACUUGGCCAAGCGCAUGGCUUCAUCCCUGGAGCAGCUUGCCACCCGAUGAACGUCUGUGACAUCACGUUACUAUUAAUUCAUGCCAUGACGGAUUCGGAGGGCACUCAAGCAGCAAUCAGUGAUCCACACUGGCACACUGUGCGCCCACCAUUGCUAUUUUUGGUGGUCUAACAAUGGUACCACACAGUGAUAGCGAUCAAAGUGAUCACAUCUCAUCAAAAUGACUGCCACUCGCUCAUCGCAAUCGUGCUCUAUGAUCUUGAAUUGGCCAACGUGGGCCUCCAAAAUUAGAGUUUGCUAUAAAACGUUACAAAAAAAAGAGUAAAUGUAGUUCAAUAAAAACAUAUAAGACACUCUCAGCUGGUUUGGUAGGGGCCUGGACAACUAUUAUUGCCAGAAGCAAAGCCUGCUAGAGUAAGAGAUUUCUGACGACUUCUCUACUUGGAGAAAGGCGAAGGUGCGUAGUUAAAAUGGCGGAUUGGUGACAAAGAAUAUGCGUGUGACGACGUUGUCCUUCCUGUAAUACGACGAAGGCGAUGGUAAAUGGCAAUAAAAAAGGUUG
Molecule: messenger RNA, 1017 nt
Organism: Rhipicephalus microplus (southern cattle tick)
Lineage: Eukaryota; Metazoa; Arthropoda; Arachnida; Ixodida; Ixodidae
Source: RefSeq, a predicted model, not a curated record